CAUAAUUCCAUAUGCAUGCCCCGUUUCCUGUAUGAGCUAGCGAAGCUACAUCCAUAUUCCUUUUACUCAAGGCACAUGUCUCCAUGCAACUUCCAGUUUCCUUGUCCACCUCUUCGAUCUAUCUAGGCUUCUGCCAUCGCCGCAAUUGAUCAAGAAAGGAAUUAGCUGCAUUCACAUCGUGUGACAUGGAGCUGCUGGCAUUGUCGCUAAGCGGGAACUAGACCAUAAAAGCCAAACAAGAAGAUUGGUUCGAUUCAUCAUGCCUCCAGAGAAGAUCUGGAUCCAGGCGAAAAACAUCGAUGCUGCAGCAGGAGAGAUAAUUGGUGUUUUGGAGGAUACAAGCAAAGGAAAUGUGAUCUACUUCAAGGGCUGGGAAGGAUUUGGAGCAUCCGCUGUUCUCAAUCUGGUGGCCCAACGCCUGAAAUCAUCCACGAGACUGAACAAGUUUGACAAGGUUAUCCAUGUAGAUUGCUCGGUGUGGAAAAGCAUGAGGGCCCUGCAAAAGGUAGUAGCAGAGGAGCUGGACCUUCCACAGUCUGUGAUGGCCAUCUUUGAUCUAUGCGACGAGGAGGACGAUUUCAAUGGGAUGGAUCAAGGAUCCAGAGGGGUGAUAGCAGAUAUCAGAAGGGAAAUCUUCAGAAAGCUUGUUAACAGUAUAUUUGUGGUGGUUUUUCACAAUGGGAGCAGAAGAUACAUUGAUUUGUACGAUUGUGGUGUCCCAGUAACAACAUUUUUGAGUAACAAGAUGUUGUGGACCUGGCACGGGAGGUUCCGGAGCAAUCUCAUACUAGAAGAAGGGGAAAAGGAAAAGAUGAAGAGUCAGACAGAUGUUCGCUUAUUUCCUUCUCAUACUGGAUGUGAAAUUGAGGAAGGGCGAGAUGUACUGCAUGAAGAGGCUUUGGAAGUUGCCAAGUGCACGGGGAUUGUUCAUCCUGACGAUAUGAGCCACAAGAUAGUCAUGGAGUGCCUCAUAUACAGGACACUGAUUGUUACGGACAUGAAGACACAUGCACCAAACUAUUGGAUCUGCGAUGGCAUUAUACAGGGCCAAGACAAUGCAUCAGCAUGGGAGAUUGGCAAUUCUCUGCACAGAAACAUGUGCUUGGAUUUUGAUUUAACAUAUAAUGAGGAAACAACUCCCGUGCUACAGGUGUCGGAUGAUUUACUUGUUAACCGCUGGAAUUUCACCACCCACAAACAACUCCUAGAGGAUAAGGCUGGAGCGUUGCCUCCUCAGGUGACAUCCUUCUUCCUUUUUGCAGAUGAAUCACCAACAGAUAGAGCAUCAAUAUUGCCGGUUAGCAUGUUUCAACAUUCACAAAGCAGCAAGCUACGUGUGUUACACCUGUCUCAUUGCACCUUCAGUUUUGCAUCUCCUCCCUUCGUCCAUUGCGUCCAACUAAGAUUGCUCCAUCUGGACCAUUGCAGAAAUAUCACAGAGGAUGAUGAGCAUCCAAGCCACAAUGAAGACAUAUCAUGUUUCCAGAAGCUAUGGGUGCUGGAUCUGAGGUAUACACACUGGUCCUGGUUGCUAAGUGAAAAGAUGAAGAGAUUGAUGGUUGAACUCAGGGAGCUGAAUGUGGAGGGAGUCAAGCAUGGGAGCAUCAGUGAUUUGUGGGAUGGUAGACAUAGCCUUGUCAUACUUCGAGUAACAGCAGCAGAUCCAGUCCCUACGGAGAACAAAGACAAAUAUAGUCAAGCACAAUUCCCCAAUAUGUCCAGUACAAAUAGCCUUACGACAUCUUCCUUCAUCAACGAUGUCCUGCCUUCUUUGCUUGAGUCAUUUAGCUUCAGUAACAAAUCUACAACUACUGCCAAGAUAUCUAGCAUCUCCUUCCGGGGUUGUUCUCAGUUGAAGAAUAUACUUCUCAGAGGUAAUUUGGGGAGCCUGGAGGAGCUGGACCUCUCGGGAACGGCAGUGAAAACCCUUGACCUCAGAGAAGUGGAAGCUCCAAACCUCAAGCGUCUCAUGCUGCUGGGCUGUGAGAAGCUCUGUGCAAUAUUAUGGCCAUCGGAAGAUAAAAGGACAAGGGUUUUGGAGAAGUUGCAGAUCAACACCAUCCAAUCUGCAUCACCUAGCCAUAAUAAUUCGGAAGAGAAGACCAACGACGCUAGUACUGCUGCAGGAUCAUCAUCUAUCCUUACUUUUGGGGCUUCACCACAAGACAUCGGUCGAACUGCAUCUUUUGAGUUUCAGUGGUACAUAUCUGUAGUGGAUCCAAGGCUCAUGUGGUCGCUUCUUACCUUUCAACAACAACUUCUUGGGGAAGAAUUUGUAUACAUGGAGAUUGGUUCAUUUUCUGCAAGUGGAGCUGCUGUUGGUGGUUGUGAAGUUGCUCAAGGCAUCGCGAGCCAGCAGCAGAUUACUCAAUACUUAUAUGCAAGAGAUAUCUUGCAAGAGCGCCUGCAAGUUGUCAGUGCUAUAGAAGGUGUUAUUAGCUGGAUGUGGGCUUGCCCACCUAUUCCUACUCCAAGUCCUCGAGACUGCUGGUACUUCCACAUGCAAGAUGAAGAGAGUAUGGAGAGAGGAUCGUUACAGCGGCAACACAACACCAAAAGGAUUAGUACCAGUGUUGCUUCAGCCCCUCUCCUUAUAUGUAAUUAUGCAAAGAUGUUGUAUGUGCAUGAUAGCUCGUCCAUCACUUGCGUUCCGUGCCCACAAGGUUCAAGGUGGCCGUGGCUUAAAUGGUGCCGAGUUGAGAGGUGCCCCAAGCUAUGCUCUGUCUUUGCUACUCCCCAACUAAGUGAUGACCUGGACGUCUUUUGGUCCUUGUCUACGUUCUGGGCGUCCCAGCUCCUGAAGGCGCGCUACAUCUGGAACUGGAGUGCAGUAGGUCAACCUGGUGGAGAUUCGUUCGAAGACCUAGCGUUCUUGCACCUGGACUAUUGCCCCAGACUCAUACAUGUGCUUCCCUUGUCUGAGCAUAUGGACACCCUGCCUAGCCUGGAGACGCUGGAGAUCGUGUGCUGCGGUGAUCUGAAGGAAGUCUUCUCUUUGGACCCUAAUCGCCAAGAGAAGCAGGAAACUAUAGAAUUUCCCAAGCUAAGAAGGAUCCACCUGUACCAGCUCUCCAACCUACAAAGCAUCUGUGGGAGCAGGAUGUCCGCGCCGAACCUUGAGACCGUCAGAAUCCGGGGCUGUUGGGGCCUUCGACGCCUGCCGGCAGUCAGCGGCAGCACCACCAACCGGCCCAAGGUGGACUGCGAGAAGGACUGGUGGGACAACCUGGAGUGGGACGGUGUGGAGGCGAAGCACGACCCUUCGCUCUAUGAGCCGAGCCACUCGCGAUACUACAAGAAGGCCCACGUACCAAGGGUCACCGUUCUCAGGUGAGGUAAUCAAUUCCUUCCAUAGGUCGGUCGCUACUGGCAUGCCCACCCUAUUGGUGCUACCGUGCUACCGUGCUCAGCUGAAGCUUUCUCUGGAGUGCACGGGUGUGUGUGUGUGUGUGUGUGUGUUGCUGCCUUACUUCGUGCUGCUUGAUUGGUCCAUGUGGUUGUGUGAAAUCUGUAUGGCGGUGCGUCUUUCAGUUCAGUUUGAUUAGAUUUGAGCUGGUUUUGCUUGAUUUGGUUUGUUUGGCCAUUGUUGCUCGAGGAAGCCAUGGAUGCGUCAGAGUAAGCUUGGAUCAUCUGGUUGGAUAGAUGAUACAGGGUACAAGCUCUGAGCCAGAGAGUAAUAUAUAAGAGGGCAUUCAGCUUGGGUGGCAUGAGCACCCUGCCUGCUCCUGCUGCUGCUAUGCUGUUGCUCUCCAUUUGUGUGUUGUGGUGUGUGAUUUGUCAGCUACAGACUGAUUAUUGUAAUGCUAAGCAAUUCCUUCAGACUGCUAUACAAAUGGUGAUUUGUGUGUGUCAUCAUAUAUAUAUACUGUAGCUUUCUA
Molecule: messenger RNA, 3878 nt
Organism: Aegilops tauschii subsp. strangulata
Lineage: Eukaryota; Viridiplantae; Streptophyta; Magnoliopsida; Poales; Poaceae
Source: RefSeq, a predicted model, not a curated record